AUGAACACCAACAACACCACCCAGAACAACCAACCGUUUCCAGAAUCACAAGGUGUGGCAUCAUCUUCAUCGUCUUCUCCACCCAACGUUAGCGCUGAGAAUUGGGGCACUCACAUCAUGGGCACCCCCGCUGUUCCCAGCAGCCACCCAGAUAACAGAAAGGCAGCUUUACAGAGCGGUGGUGCCGGACAGCCUCAGGCAGUUCAGUACUACGAACACCAUCCAUACGUGCAACACAGCCCCGUGGAUAAACCGAGCAACAGUCCCAUGGAGUCCAUUCUCCACAUGUUCAAUUCUUGGAGCAAAAAGGCUGAAGCUACCGCCCACAACGUCUGGCACAACCUUAAAACAGGUCCAUCAGUUUCUUCAGCUGCACUGGGGAAGAUGAAUCUGACGGUGAAAGCGAUAUCUGAGGGUGGAUUUGAGUCCCUUUACAAGCAAACAUUCACAACCUAUCCAAACGAGAAACUCAAGAAGAGCUUUGCUUGUUAUCUUUCAACUUCAACAGGUCCUGUUGCAGGAACCCUUUACCUGUCUAAUAUUCAUGUAGCAUUUUGCAGUGAUCGUCCGUUGUGUUUCACCGCACCCUCUGGCCAGGAAACUUGGAGCUACUACAAGGUAAUGGUGCCUUUGGGGAAGGUUGGAGCAGUCAACCCAGUGACCAUGAGGGAGAACCCAUCAGAGAAGUACAUUCAGAUUGUAACGGUGGAUGGACAUGAUUUUUGGUUCAUGGGUUUUGUCAAUUUUGACAAAGCAGUUAAGCACCUCUCAGAAGGUAUCUCACAGUUUGUAGUGCAAGGAGUGGCUGUGCCACCCACUACUGGUUGGGGAGAAAAUGGAAAGAACUUUCAGUGA
Molecule: messenger RNA, 855 nt
Organism: Sphenostylis stenocarpa
Lineage: Eukaryota; Viridiplantae; Streptophyta; Magnoliopsida; Fabales; Fabaceae
Source: the annotation of a GenBank genome assembly